AUGGCAGGCGGUGGCAUGCCCACAGAUGCCCCUGGCGUUGCUGGGGGUUACCUCACCGGCAAGAAAUUGAUCUACCCUCUCUGUCUGGUCAUCUCGCUCUUCUUCCUCUGGGGCUUCUCCUACGGUCUCCUCGAUGUCCUGAACAAGCACUUCCAAACGGUCCUCGGCGUCACCCGUCUCGAAUCUACCGGUCUCCAGGUCAUGUACUUCGGUGGCGGUUACCUCGUCUUCUCGCCGAUCGCCGCUGAGGUCCUGAAGCGCAGAGGCUACCGCUUCACGAUCAUCAUGGGACUCUGCCUCUACUCUCUCGGCGCCAUCAUGUUCUGGCCCACUGCACAUUUUUCAUCGCCAUCGAAUGAGAAGGCAGCUUUCGGCGGCUUCCUGGUCUGCACCUGGGUCAUCGCUUGCGGUCUUGCAACUCUUGAAACCUCCGCCAACAGCUACGCUGUCGUCAUCGGACACCCUGCCACGGCAUCUGCCAGGCUUCAGUUCUGUCAAUCGUGGAAUGGCGUCGCUUCCUUCAUUGGACCACUGAUCGCAUCCAAGGCUUUCUUCUCCGGCGAGAACCAGAACUCCCUCACAAACGUCCAGUACGUCUACCUCGCUGUAGCUUGCGCAGGUGCCGCCGUCGGUAUCCUGUUCUUCUUCAGCAAGCUCCCAGAAGUCGCCGAGGCCAAGGUCCGCUCCGCAUCUAUCGUUGCAGCUGAUUCCGAAGAGCUCGGUAUCGACCAGUAUGGCAACACCUUCGCCCAGCGACCACUUUACAAGGAGUACACGAUGAUCUUCGGCUUUAUCGCCCAGUUCGCCUAUGUCGGUGCUCAGGUCACUUGUGCGACUUUCUUCAUCAACUACGCUACCGAGGCUGCUACCUACACCACUGCCCAGGCUUCCAACAUGCUGUCAUAUGCGCUGAUCGUCUUCACCGUUGGUCGAUUCGUGGCUACCGCUUUGGCCACCGUCUUCGAGUCCAACUUCAUCCUGACAGUGUACGCUUGCUGCGCUAUCGCUCUGACUGCGUACGUCUCCAACGGUACUGGCAAUGCUGGUGUUGGUGUUCUUAUCACCAUCUUCUUCUUCAUGGCGCCGAUGUACCCAACUAUCUUCACCCUCGGAACUGCCAACCUUGGCAAGAACACUCGUCGCGGAGCCGGUAUCCUGGUUAUGGGAGUCUCUGGCGGAGCUGUCUUCCCUCCAAUCCAGGGCGCCAUCGCCGACGCCGCCUCCACCAAAAUCUCCUACCUCGUCCCCAUGGUCGGCUUCAUCGUUGUUCUGAUGUUCGCCGCCGUCUCUUGGGUUCAACACGGCUACCACUUCCUCCGCGUCAAGGGCGAGAACAUCGUCGCCGCCUCCCUCGAAGGCGGUGCCCUCGGUGGAGUCGUCCAGACAGUCCACUACGACGAGCGCAAGCUCUCUGUCGCUGACGCAGAGGCGAUCCGCAACUCUAGCCUUGGCGGCGCACGUCUCAACACCGUCACUGGAGGGUACAAUAUCAACACUGAGAAGAAUGGCGAGCGCAUUCGGUCGUCGAGUAUCAGUGGUGCGCAUGUGGAGACUGUGGAUCAUAGCUAUAAGCUUAAGAUGUAG
This is a messenger RNA of Fulvia fulva, 1584 nucleotides long. RefSeq names its product L-fucose-proton symporter. Lineage: Eukaryota; Fungi; Ascomycota; Dothideomycetes; Mycosphaerellales; Mycosphaerellaceae. The record is from RefSeq and is a predicted model, not a curated record. The transcript is spliced from 2 exons. Gene Ontology annotation, molecular function: transmembrane transporter activity. Gene Ontology annotation, biological process: transmembrane transport. The coding region runs from base 1 to 1584 and encodes 527 amino acids.